AUGUGGCUGAAUAGAAGCGGAAUGGCGACAACAAUUGUGGAGGGUGAGGUACAACAAUCGAGGGACAUAAGAGAAGAAGGGUGUGAGAAGCGGUACAUUAAAAUGUCUCUUGGGCUGCCAUACAACCGCGCAGCAGGAUCAAGUACACGCUAUCCUCGCCACGGACGAUCGUCUCAUAUUCUCUUAAGCCCCCGCAGGAACGGGAAUAACGCACACCAUGGCGAUAUGUCUAUGCGAGUUGGUCGCCCGAAAUUUAGGAAUCAUCCUAGUGGCCGCAAUCACCAAUCGUGUGAUCCAGAGUACUGCUUAAAAGACUUUGAGUUAGAAUACACGAAAAGAAGGCUGAGGCACGAUGAUCAGGCGUAUAUGGAGGGUGGAGCGUGUCAACUAAUGCUCCAGAUUAAAACACCAAAAAUAGUGUUCGACACCAUCCAGCUGAUUCUAAAUCUCAUCAGUCAGUCGGCGGACAAACAUGAUCUAGGAGAUUUCAAGUUCCUCAUAAUAGAGAAAUACAUUAGUGAGAAUACAUUCCUACGCCUGGGCCAAGAAGCUGAUCUGUUAAUCCUUGUCACUACACGUUUAAGAAAAACGGAGCCUGCAACAUCACAGCAACGUCGCUUCCUGCUCGACCCUCAACGAACGACGGUGGCCUUAUCCAAAGCAAAAGAAGGGUCUUUUUAUCAUUGGGGGUCAAAGUCUCUUGCUUCGAAAGGACAUCUGACGCCGGUACCUCACGAAAUGCGACGUCACCUGCGAACUGGCCGAAUUAAACACAUGGCUGGAGAAGCACUUAGAAGGAUAAAAUUUGAACUGAGCGAGUUUGACUUUGGUGAAUUGAACGCCGUUUUUGCGAAAGGCGGUCUACAGAAGAAUGGACAAAAAGACAGAGGAGACGCCUUGCCACUCUGUUCUCUCACACAACGAAGCUCUAUUCCGAUAUAUUUUAAAAAAUUAUUCGAAAAGUAUCUUGGUGUUUCACAUGCAAGGAGAAAGGUGUUACGAAAAACAGCACGUGAUCAAGUUCCUUUGGACAACUACGUGUCUUCAGUUUUGUUUCACUAUUGGCUGGUGUCAAAUAGUUGUGCGCCUCUCGUGCCCUGUGUGACUGCGGUUCCUGUACACUCGGCGGUUUGGUUAACUAGUUCAAGUCGGAUUCGCAAUUUCCUAAUUCCAUCUUUUGGGGGAGCCAUGGAAGUAACAGGAUGCGCUUGGAGGGCAUUAAUGAAUUGCGAUGAAGAUGCACCAACAGAUCAAUCACCUCUGCAAGGAUUUUUAUGUCCGUUCUGCAUUCAAGAUUUAGGAGACGUUAUUCGAUUACAAGCGCAUGUUCAAAAUUGUCGCAAAGGUUUUCUGCAUUCAGGAGAGUCUUUCAAAGGUAUUGUCUGCGUAGCCAAGCAAAAAAUCCUCAGAUCAGAAAAGUCAACAUUUUCGUCACUUUCCAUUCCAGAAGCUACUGUUUCUGUUCCUGCUGUCGACGCUGGUCAUGUUUCAGAUAAGAGUGGAAAUGCUUUGCAGCAGAUUUCUGCACUUCACGUUCAAGAGGCAGGUACUUCUCGAAGCCAUAACAAAUAUUUUUUUGAAUGCCGUGCCCUGAGUAUCGAUAAGACAACAGUUCAAACAAAUAAACUCAUAAUGCGGCUUGAUAAACUCAUAAACCAAGGACCGAUUGAAGGGCAUGGUAGGAAGGAUUUUGAGAAGGAAACCGUUUCUUGGCUGGCAGAUAGUGAAGUAAAGAACUGUCAAAUUUGUUGUGCCUCCUUUCAUCAUUUCUCACGUCGUAGGCACCAUUGCCGUCUCUGUGGUUCUAUAAUGUGUGGCUCCUGCUCAGUAUUUUUGACAUUUUCUGAAGCACAAAGGUUAAUUAACCCUGUUUACGGUGGAUUGGGAGAUGUGGACGGGGAUAAUAAGGAUGAAAAGCAGUACAUGGAAGAUCAAAUGCCGAUGACUCACUCAUUUGGGAACAACUUGAAGGAUGUUUUAAAAAGUAAAAAGCUUUUAUCCGUUCGCCAGACUGGCGAGAAAUUGGUGCACAUGACUUUUUCACGGCAGAAGAAAGUCGAAGGGAAUGCGAGUGGUAAAAAUGAGAAGUGGAAUAAUGGCGAAAAGCUGCGGUUAUGUGCAUACUGUUUCAAUUUUUUGGAUAAGUGGAAAGAGAAAGUUGAACGAGUGGUUACUCCCCAUCCUCUUGUACCUUUAUAUGAGGAGCUGUGCGCGUUGCUGCGUGAGGUUCACAGACUAGCCUUAUCCUAUUUACGUAUGGCAGAAUCUUUAGGAAAAGGAGAAACGGUUUACACGUUGGAUGUGGCUUCUCAAUUACGACGGAAAAUUAAUUCCUUGCAGGCUCAAAUUGAUACUUUAAGUUUGCUCUUCUUCGUUUACAUAGUAGAUGUUUGCAGUAGUAAAAUUGAAAUUCUUGGAGUAAAUGAUAACAACUCAAAAAUGAGUCAACGUGAGCUGGACGUUCAGAAACAGAUAAGAUGUUUGGCAGUUCAGACUAUACAGGAAGUUGUUUGGCAACUAGCUCCGCUACCCACUGAAGAAAAGUUUAAGGAGCUUCAGGAAAAACGACUCAAUGAAUGUUUGCAGCAGAAUGAAAUGGAGUACAAAAACCAUUAUUCUAAUUCCUUGCCAGUUUUACCGUCGUUAUCUGAAGUGAUGACAGAGAAACCCCUAGUAACAAUGGAAACUCCAUUACUGGUGGAGACAGGACAAGGAAAAGAAGAUCAGGGUUGGGUACCCGGUUUUGGCUUUCGCCAAAAUCCGUUCAGUACUAGUCCUGAACAGAUUGAUCCUUUAGAGGAGCAGAUCUUCAAUAUAAAAAAUUUUCUGAACCAGGCGAUAAAAGAUGGGCGUCUGGAAGAAGUAAACAUUUUGGAAAAAAAUUUGAAAGAUUUGCAAGACGAAAUGGACAGGAGAAAAACUUUGUGUACAAACGAGGAAAAUGGCUCACAAGGAUAA
Messenger RNA from Enterobius vermicularis (human pinworm), 2958 nucleotides. NCBI's taxonomy places the organism in Eukaryota, Metazoa, Nematoda, Chromadorea, Rhabditida, Oxyuridae. The record is from the annotation of a GenBank genome assembly.